GUGUCAACACAGACUGCACAAGCGAGGUGAAUGAAAACAUAAACAAGAAUGGAUGUUCUCAGACCGGAGCUCACGUGGGUGGAUGGAAAAUGCUAUCGUGUGAAUUUCGUUGAUCCAUCAGUAACAAGGGGUGGAGGGGACGAUUUUGAGACGUAUGGUGCGGACAGUUACAGAUAUGAAGAUUCUGAAUGUACAGUUGAUGAUCCAUGCGAUGAAUUUGAAAUUGAAACAACAGAUGGUGGCAGGUUUAGGACAUCAUUCCGAGUACCAAGGGUGUACUUUCCCUAUGUCAUUGGCUCCAAAGGAGCUACUAGAAAACGUCUCGAGACUGAAACAAAAACAAACAUAUGGGUGCCAAAACAAGGAAUGGAUGGUGAUAUUGUGAUAACAGGAAGUGACAAAAAAGGCGUUGCAGCAGCCAGGAGAAGAAUUAACCUUAUUGUUAUGUCAGCACGACAGAAGCAGCCAUUUACACAUUUCAUCUCCAUUCCACUUACAGGGAAUUCAAUUAUAGAAGGCUUUACCAAGUUUAGGGAAGAAGUUUUGGAAUCUUGUAGAAACCGCGGCAUAGAUGCAUCAAUUUUCCAAGUACCAGAGAAGCUACAUUUAACUAUAGGGACAUUAGUUCUUGCAGAUAACGAAGAACGGAAAAAAGCUGGUGAAGUGCUAAAGGAAUGCAAAGACAUUGUUAUAGACCCACUUCUUGGAAAGCGGCCUUUGAAAUUACGUAUGACUGGAGUUGAGUACAUGAAUGAUGAUCCGGCAGAGGUGGAUGUUCUGUAUGGUAAGGUUCGAGUUGAAGGGAGUUCUGAAUACCUGCUACAGGAGCUUGCAGAUGGUAUUGUAGAAUACUUCGCAAAUAGAGGUCUCAUGCAAAAGCAAUAUGAACAAGUCAAAUUGCAUGCAACUGUUAUGAACACAUUAUUUCGUGAGGACAAAGGAGGAGUGUCUGAAACUGAAACAUCAAAAAAGAAACAAAAACCAAGAGAAUCAUUUGAUGCAACAGCAGUACUGAAGAUAUUUGAGAAUUUUCACUUCGGUGAACAGCUGGUGGAAACACUUCAUCUUUCUCAGAGAUAUUCUACUGCGAAGGAUGGUUAUUAUCAAUCCUCGGCCUCCAUAAGUCUGACAGAGUGAAAUAUGCUCACUAAAUUGCUAAAUUGUUCCUGAAUGUUAUUUCUCCUUGAAUGAAUUACACGUUACAAUUAUCUUCCAUUUUUGAUGUUUUUAUUUUUAUAAGUUGACAAUUUGACUGUCAAUGGAAUGAUAUUUGUUAUUAGUUAAGAAUGCUCCUAGCUACACCCCAUACAUUUCAAUACAUGUAAUGCUGCUCUGGCACUAACUUAAGAGAUAUUAAUUAGCAGUUACAGAGGAAGCUCUUUGUGAUGCAAAUUUUCACAAAAUGGAUUAUGAACUUGUGUGUGUAUACUGGUUCUAAUGCUUACAUUGUUGAUGGGAAUAUCUCCACAUGGAAAAUAAAUUAAUGUAUAAAAUAA
Molecule: messenger RNA, 1496 nt
Organism: Schistocerca serialis cubense
Lineage: Eukaryota; Metazoa; Arthropoda; Insecta; Orthoptera; Acrididae
Product: activating signal cointegrator 1 complex subunit 1
Exons: 8
Coding region: 49-1137 (362 amino acids)
Biological process (GO): DNA alkylation repair; regulation of DNA-templated transcription
Cellular component (GO): nucleus
Molecular function (GO): RNA binding
Source: RefSeq, a predicted model, not a curated record